This is a messenger RNA of Gavialis gangeticus (Gharial), 1718 nucleotides long. It is a transcript of the gene SCAMP4, whose product is annotated as secretory carrier membrane protein 4. NCBI's taxonomy places the organism in Eukaryota, Metazoa, Chordata, Crocodylia, Gavialidae. The transcript is spliced from 8 exons. The coding region runs from base 188 to 877 and encodes 229 amino acids. Gene Ontology annotation, cellular component: trans-Golgi network membrane; recycling endosome membrane. Gene Ontology annotation, biological process: protein transport. The record is from RefSeq and is a predicted model, not a curated record.
CGUGCCGCAGGACCGCAUCUCCCGGCGUGCCCCGCGGUUGUUGCUAAGGGCUACAGGGAGCUGCGAGCUCGGCGGGUCGCUGCAGGCAGGCCGCGCCGCUGCCAUGUCCUAGCUCCUGGGACCCGCCCGCUCCAGCCGGUCCGCUCCUGUCUGAUCAAAGCUUCUCCAGGAACCAUUUCCAACAAAAAUGGCAGAAAAAGUGAAUAACUUUCCACCGCUCCCGAAAUUUAUUCCUCUGAAACCUUGCUUCUACCAGAACUUCGCUGAUGAAAUCCCCAUAGACCAUCGGACUCUGGUGAAGAGAAUCUACCAUUUAUGGAUCUUUUACUGCAUCACACUAUUGGUGAAUAUUAUUGCCUGCCUGGCAUGGUGGCUUGCUGGUGGUUAUCCUGUCAAUUUUGGCUUGGCCAUCCUUUGGCUUGUUCUCUUCAGCCCUUGCAGUUACAUAUGCUGGUUCCGACCCGUAUACAAAGCCUUUCGGUCUGACAGCUCCUUUAAUUUUAUGGCCUUUUUCUUCAUCUUUGGCGCCCAGUUUAUUCUCACCUUCAUACAAGCGAUUGGUAUCUCUAGAUGGGGAGCGUGUGGAUGGUUAGCAGCAGCUACUUUUUUCAGUACCAACGUUGCAGCUGCUGUGUUCAUGCUGUUUCCUGCCAUCAUGUUCACAAUGUGUGCAGUUGCAAUGUUCUUCUGUCUCCUAAAGGUGCAUAAAAUCUACCGAGGAGGUGGUGGAAGCUUUCAGAAAGCCCAGGAUGAGUGGAACAGUGGCGCUUGGAAGGACCCCCCGAGCAGGGAAGCUCAGUAUAAUAAUUUUUCUGGAAACAGCCUGCCAGAGUAUCCCACAGUGCCCAACUAUCCCACAGGAAAUCAAUGGCCUUAAACAGCAAGUGGCUGUCAUGCUGCCUGGAUCAUCUCUUCUCUUGGUCUCUUCAUUAUUAUCAUUAUCAUCAUCAUCAUCAUCGUUAUUAUUAUUUGAAAAGAUCAUUUGCAUUCCCCCCCAUCUUUGGGUGUUUUGUUUUUUUGGGGGAGGGGGUUUAAUCCUCUCCUCAUGACUGCAAAUGAUCUGUGCUGUAAGCCUGUGCUGCAUCUAGAGCUUUGUAUGUCACUGUUGGAACAUUUCAUUUUGUGCGUGGUUGCCAGUAUUCACCUUGUUGUAGACCAAGGAACCAGUCACUGCCCUUGCUCGGGGAACCUGUCAGUGGUCAUAUGUGGAAAAGGCUGACUAUCCCCAUCAUGGCAAAUGUUCUAUUCAAGUUACUCUUUCCCUCAAUCUCCUAUCUUAUUACAUGCACAAUGCGUCACUGCUUUCUUCCAUCAAAAUGGGUAUUAACUGGCAUUUAUACUUCUGGAUGCAUCCCUGGAACUUCUUGUUCCCAAAGGAAAAUGUAUCAUUUGUUUGGUAAGAUCGUAGGUGGAGCUCCCUUGCUGUUCAUAAGGCCUUUUGAAGUUUUACAACUUCUCUUCCUUAGGGUUUUUUUAGUGGGAGAAUGCUUUAGAGAACACCACCCACCAUGUGUGAGUGCUAAUUGUAUGUAGGAUCCAGGAGAACCUCUAGUCACCUGGUAGGGUAUCAUUAUUUUGGAACCCUAGCUUUUCUUUGUUUCUUUCUGAUCUGUCAGGUCUAUAUGCUGUGGAAGUGCAGGUUCAUCUUGUUUGUCUAAUAACUUGCUCACUGAAAUCCUGGUCCAAAGCCCAUUGGCAUCAAAUAAAAAACUCCCACU